AUGAAAACGCGUACGCUAGCCGACGCGACUCAGGCGACGAAAGCCGUCGACACAACACGCAAUUCUCGCAUUGCUCAUACUAUUCGCCUGAUUUCAGACGCACAAAUGCCGGCGGCGAAAAAGGCGCGAUGUUUGAGGAAUUCGAGGAAUGCCGAAAAAAAAUUGAAGACCGUUGAGAUCGAGAAAUCUGACGAUUAUGAAAGAAGCAUACCUCGAGAAUCAAUAUCACCGGUUAGCGUCGAUUCGUCAAUAAGUAAAAUUUCGAUAAAAAAGGAGGAAUCUGAAGAUGCCGAUUUAAAGGAGGAACAGACCGUUCGAGAAAUGUUCAAAAACUCGAGAAAGUACGCCGAACGAAAACCGCGAACAUGCCAACGACGAAAAUCGCCAGUGAGUCUCGAACAACGACGAGAGGAGAGUUCGCGAAAUUCGCGAAACUACACAGAAAGGAACCGACUCGAAAUCGCAUUUUGUCGCGAACGAUUGGAAAUUGAGCGGAAGGAAUUGGAGAGAUUGUGCUACGAGGCCAAUGAAUAUUAUGGGACCAAUAUCGAGGAUCAAAUAAAGCAAAAAGGGCGAACAAAUUUCGCGUCGGCCAAAAGUCGCCUACUCCAACGAUUAACGAGGUCCGAAUUGAAACGCGAGUGUUAUGUAAUACACUGCGCCGCGGUUAAUAUGGAGAAGAAGGUGAUCGCGCUUCGGCAGUGCAAAGAAGAUUUGAAGAAUAUUAUAUGGAAAACUUGCCUCGAAAAAUACAAGAGAUUAUUCGAAACUUGCCCAAUCGGAAAACUGGACGCAAAAUGCCAAUUGGUUUGGAAAGGGAUUCGCGAUUACUUCAACGUCGAGCACGUCAAACGAGAAGCGGUUCUCGAGGGUCUACAAGAUUUGUUCUCGGAGGACAUGGAUAUCUCGUCGAAUCCGGCGCUUUCCGCUCAGGAGGCCAUUUUUAAGUAUCUAAUGGAGCAGCACAAUUCGAACGCGAAACGAAAAGAUAACAUGACGCGGUAUUCGGCGGCGGGCGUCAUCAAGUGCCUGGAGACCACCAUCUCGAGCCCGACCAAGACGGAUUCUCCCGUCGAGCCGACUUCCAGUGUGAUUGAGCACGACGUUCCCGAGCCGGCUUUGGAAAUAACGAUAUCGUCCGAGGAAUCGCAGCCCGCCGAACCGUCGCCUCCGCCGGCCGUCUCGUGUCCAGUGGCCGCUCAGCCGCCGCCGCCAACGUCGACGGCGGCGGCACCGCCGGCGCGAACUCCAUUCUUCGGAAGAAGCGCGAAUGGUCUUGUUCGAAUAUUCUACAAGCGGCCUUUGCCGAACAACAUUCGCCCGGAGAAUCUAGCGUCGGCGUCGCCGCCGCCGUCGCCACGCACCAACAAUGGACUGCUUCCCGUGAAGCGGUACAUCGUGAGAAAGGUGAUCACCAGGAAUGGUGAGAUCACCGCCUCGACGAACCCGACACGACUAAUCAAAUUGGAUAAAGGAAUGCCGGAAUGGGCCCAACGAGCUCUCACUAAUGGAUGUCAGAAGACGUCAAAGUCUUGCGUCACCAAUAUCACACAAAAAACCGAUCCAAGGCUUUUACCUGUUGGAUUGGUGCUCAAAAACCGAAUGAAAGAGCAACAACAAAUGCGGCAGCGAAUGGAAAAUCGGCUGAAAUUAUAA
This is a messenger RNA of Caenorhabditis bovis, 1656 nucleotides long. Lineage: Eukaryota; Metazoa; Nematoda; Chromadorea; Rhabditida; Rhabditidae. The record is from the annotation of a GenBank genome assembly.